AUCAUCUGUCAAUUUUCAUUUUCAUAAUGGCGGAGGACGAAGAUGGUGUUUCAAAUAAAAAAUCACCACAAAAUUCAAAUAGUGCUGGUCCCUCUCAAGAAAGUGAUCAACAUACAACAAAACCGGAUCUAGGCAUCGAAGAGGCAAAAUAUAAUAGUAACGAAAAUGGCGAUACGUCGCCUACUGAGGCAAAAAGUUCGACGAGUACUACUGGCGCAACGCGUAAGGAGGAAAACCCGUUUUCGUUUCGACAUUUUCUGAAGCGAGAUCUGUCGUUACCGGGUAACUCGACGUACGAAAACACUGGGGCCAGACCUAAGGUUUACGCAAACACAGUGCAGCAUUCGCCUACGAAGUUAGACGUUCACGCUGAAACGAGACGAGAGAAGUCGCGCCCGAGCGAUAUUCAAGCCAAAGACAAAAUGAUCGAUGCUGGCCAUCGUUUAACAAUAAGUGAUAAUACGUCUUCAAGUAGUUCUGUAGAGAUACCGUUUAGUGUAGUGGACAAUUCCGAGUCUAAGCAUAACUUUUACGCGGACAGUACUAAUGUGCCGUUCUAUCAGAGACCAAACCUGGCCUCGGAGCCGUUAGGCAUGCCCUCAUUGCCUGACUUUGUACAAGAUCAUAUACUAGUGGAACAAGCUUAUUUAAACUCUAAUGGACCCAUAUCAGUUGACUUGGACAAUUUACCAGACUUUACUUUUAAUACUAAUUUUAAUUUGGGUUCGUCUUCCUCGUUGGGUAGAAAGAAGAACAGUAGUUAUGGGAGUAACAAUGAAUAUGAUUAUGGUGCAUACAUGGGCGCAGCUUCAACAUCCAACGAAUCUGGUCACGGGAUCCCCUUGGACUUACCAGCGGGGGCGGAGGCAGCUGGACCUAUACCUUUGGAUCUACCAGCACAUCUCAGUCUAGAUCUGACCGAGUCAGUGAAUCCAGCUGACAGGAGGAAUAACUCACCAAGAAGUACAUUUCCGCUUGAUCUGCCUCCCAAUACUGGUGCAGAAUCAAUGCGAUUGCCGGACUUCCUGCCGGUGCACCCGGGCAGGACGUCACCGGAACCCGAGCACCAGGACGAGCAGCUGCAGCAAAUCAUGGCAGAGCUGGAACGGACCAGGUGUGAGCUGUUUGCGGAACGCAGUCGACGUUCCCGGGUGGAACAAGAAGCGGUUACACUUCGUGCCGAGGUCAACGACCUGCGUGAGCGACUCGCGUCCGCUACCCGCCGUUCUGUGCCCUCCUCCGGAUCCGCCUCCGCUUCCUCUCCACUUAUGCCUGAAGAUGAGGCUAGAGCAUUGGAUACAGACCCGGCAGUAGCAAAAUUGAAAUCUCAGAUAAAGAAAUUGAAGGAGGAGGCGGGCGCGUCGUCGCGGCAGCAGGCGGCGCUGCGGUCGCGGCAGGCCUCCGCCGCGCUCGCGCUGCGGCGAGCCACCGCACUCGCGGACGUCUCCCUCCGCGAACUAUUAGCGGGACUAGAACAACUCAAGACAUUAAGUUCGACGCUCGACCCGACAUGAUACACGGCCGGCGACAUCACACCAUAAUAUGCUUUAAUACUCCGGUUCCCCUAUAUUUAUGUUUGACACGUCCAACAAUGUGAUGAUUGUAUUCCGGGAAUUAUGAAACUGAUGUAAAAUUAAUUAUUUAAAAUGAAAAUAUGCAUUACCAUCGAAUUAUUCAUUUGUAAAUAGGUAAUAAAUAUAUUAUUAUAUCAUGUUCGGAUGAUUUAUUGUAUAUUUCUGAGCGUCCUGGGGAUUAUACUUUAAAAGGAAUAGUUAUUUUUAAUCUAUAUCCAAACUUAAAACUAUUUUUGAAGUACAUGAGUAAUGUGAUUCAAAACUUAUAACAGUAAUGUUAUGUAAUCUAUCUAUCUAUUAUAUAACCAAUUGUCUAUGGUUUUAUACAAUUUAGUUCUUAAUAGAUGUCUGUAAGUUGCAUGGACUGUAUGACAGCUUGAUGUGACAUAAAAAAAUGUAUAAUAUAAAAAAUACAUAUAAUGUGGCAGUGAUAUGGGGCAGGUACCACAGGGGGGCGUCGCGGAGGGUUUUAUAGGAUGCAGUAAUGCAAGAAAGAAAACUUUAUAAUGUAUAACAAAAUUUAAUAUAAUUUAACAAUGUUUUCAAUACGAGGAAUGUGUAAACAAUAUAAUGAUUUAAAUAUAUCUUAUUUAUACUCUGUAGCAAUGUAUCUUUGAUAAUUCAUUUGACCUCAUCGUAAAAAUAAAAAUAAACACUGCUUUCCAUUGCACUCGAAAUUAAAAAAUAAAGUUAAUAUCUGUAAAUACAAUAUUAGAAGACGAUCUAAACUAUGAUAUAAAUCCUUGCAGUAAAACACAUUUUUAAAAAACAAAUAUUUAAAACAUGGUAACGUAAAGUGACUAAAGUAAAUACUUUAAAGUUGAUUUCUUUUUUCAUACUGGAAAUUUUCAAUAUUAUUAUUUUCAUUCAGAACUUUUCCGAGGGAAAUUUCAGUUAGAUUUUAUUAUUCAUUUGCUUAAUUGAAUUCCAAACCUCUCAUUUUCAAUUCUGUUACCGAUUUAUUAAUUAUAUAACAAAUAAAUAACCCUGGACACUUAACACAGCGCCAUCUAGUCACACGGUAAAUAGAGUAUGCGUUAUGGGUACUAGACAACUGAUAAUACUUUUUUUAAAUACUUAUAUAAUAUACAUAGAAAACACCCAGACUGAUACAAACAAUCGUACUCAUAAAUACAAAUGUUAGCACUGUGCGAGGAAUCGAACCCGCGACCAUCGGAAAUAA
Messenger RNA from Achroia grisella, 2757 nucleotides. RefSeq lists its product as uncharacterized. NCBI's taxonomy places the organism in Eukaryota, Metazoa, Arthropoda, Insecta, Lepidoptera, Pyralidae. Bases 27 to 1514 code for a protein of 495 amino acids. The transcript has 7 exons. The record is from RefSeq and is a predicted model, not a curated record.